Molecule: messenger RNA, 960 nt
Organism: Paramuricea clavata
Lineage: Eukaryota; Metazoa; Cnidaria; Anthozoa; Malacalcyonacea; Plexauridae
Source: the annotation of a GenBank genome assembly
AUGGCAAGCCAUACCAACACAACAGAACGAGAAGAAUAUUUCAUGGUAGGAUGGUUUAAAUAUCCCAAAGACCUCGAUAUCAACUAUGAUCUUCUUCAAUUACUAUAUAUCAUCAUUAUCAUCACAUCUCUGCCAUUAAAUGUCAUAUUCCUAGCAAUGAUAAUCAAAAACCCUGGCAAUAAAACUUGGACUAAUAUGAGCAUUAUACUCGCAAGUUUGAGUAUAAUGAAUUUAGCUGCAAACGGUGUUUCUACAGUGAACGAAGUUUAUAAGAUAUAUGAAGGAGAUCAGAUGACACUCAUAAGUAAUAAUGUGAUGACAAGCAUCCUGGCAAUGGCGUUCACAAAAUAUUACGUUAGUACUUUCCUUUUAGCGUUUAUUACAUACGCUAUGAUAGUUAAACCAUUGUUAUAUAAAGCUAUGUCACCUAAACCAAGAACUAUGGUGUUUAUAAUUCUAGCACUGUGGUUAACUGCUGCAGGAGUGUUUCUAAUUCUACCAUUAUUUAUCGACGAUUACAGUGAUAUUAUGCAGACGAUUGUGGCAGUAUUUAUUUGGCUGUUUACAUUUGUGAUGGCAAUUAUGUAUGCAAAAAUUUUGACCACACUUCGACGUAGAAAACGUGAACUACAAAGCACAUUAAAUGUGGCAGCCUCACGUCAGGGUUUACUGGUUAUUAAACAGAAUUCAAAGCUAGCUACAACACUGUUUUUAUACAUUGUAAGCUUGGUUUUACAGACAUUACCCAUAACUACAUGUUUAUUUUUAUUAAUUAACUGCCCGCCUUGUAAUAAACCACUAACUAUAACGCUUAUUCUACAUCUCCUUCCCCCUGCGUUGCUAAUGUCUGUCUUGUUCCCAAUCCACUGGCUGUUCGGCACGCCACAGUACUACAACGAGAUCAAGAGACUGGCUUCGAAACUGAUGACGUUUACCGCAGUGCAACGUGGAACUACUUGA